This is a messenger RNA of Zonotrichia albicollis (white-throated sparrow), 4930 nucleotides long. NCBI's taxonomy places the organism in Eukaryota, Metazoa, Chordata, Aves, Passeriformes, Passerellidae. The record is from RefSeq and is a predicted model, not a curated record.
CAUCAGAUCACAUCCAUCGGCUGCUUUGUCCCUUAGGAUAUCGGUGUUCUCUGCUGAGGCAGGAAAAUUACUUGGAGAAGUGUGCAGGAAAAUUACUUGGAGAAGUGUAAAAGCAAGAUCUUGAAAACUGCGUGUGCUUGGCUGUCCGUGGCCUAAGGGGAAAUGGAAGGGAUGAGAUCCCAGAUGGAGCGUGGCUGUUAAAUUGUGCACAUGACACGCAGCCCUGAUCCUGCUCCAGGCGCUGCCAGGAUCGCAUGGCUCAAAGUGACGCCUUGAUCUCCCAGUGAAGCCAGAAGGCUGGAAUUAGGAAGGCAGAGAAUGGAAUACACAAUGGCUGAUCCACACCUAGCGAGGCAGAAGCUGCAGAGGCACCUGGAAGCAGUGUCAGCACGGCAGCAGCUGGCCCUGCGCCGGAACCAGGCCCUGCGCCGGGAAUUCCUGCAGCUGGAGGCUCACAUGGAAACCACAGGCUGGGAGAGCAUCUGGAAGAUGGAACGGUACGGAAGGGAAAUUAAAAACCUGUUAUCCCUUCGAGAGGGCAGCUUGUCAGCAGGAGGUGGCAAGGAGGCAGGACCCAGCAAGCAGGUGCUGCAGGCCGGAGGACAGGUGGGAAUUGGCACCAAUGCAGCCGUGCCAGGAGAACUGGGCUAUCCAGCAGCAGCCUUGCAGGGCUGCCCCACCUCAGCUGCCCCAGCCCCAGGAGGUUUGGGCUCUGAGCAGGAGCCCCCUCUGCGCUCCCCAUCCCCUGAUGGGCUCAGUGUCAGUCCCGAGACCGGCAGCGCUGCUGGAGAGGGUGAGGAGGGAGCAGCAGGACACGGGGACCUGGCUGCCAGCGAGGAAGGCUCUGAGCAGCUCAGCUCAGCUUCUGGUGCCAAAGCAGCCCCACCAAGGGCGGGAAGUGUUCCAGGGGCAGAACCUAUCCUGAGCAGCUGGUGGGCUCACAGGGAGGGGAGCAGUGCCAAGCUCCCAGUCCCUGCCGGUGCUGAGGAGGAGGCGAGGCCAAGCAUUCCCAGCCUGCAGCAAAAACAGGGCAGGGAUGCCCAGGCUCCAGAGGGCUCCCUGCUGCCCCCACUGAACCCUCCUGCAGCCCAGGAGGAGCCCUUGGACAGCUCAGCACCACACAGGUCCGGCGGGAUGCGAGCCGAGCUCCAGGAGCUCUGCCAGGCGCUGCAGCUCCUGGAGGGGCUGGUGGAGAGGAUGAGCCCCCGGCACCGGGCGCUGUACCAGGGCCAGCCCUCGGGGACAGUGGAGCUGCCCAGUGCUUGUGCUGGGCCCAGCGGGCUGGCUCAGGGUGACCUCGAGGUGAUGGAAGCCGUGGUGCUGCGGCAGCUCCAGGCCGUGUCCCAGUCCAUGCAGAGUGGGAGCCUCCCACUGGAGAACACCAACGAGGCCGUGGGCAGAGCAGGGCAGGAGGAGCACACCAGGGACACGGACACGGUGAGGACUCUCCUGAGCCACCAUGGCUUGUUCCUGAAGCAGCACCAGGUUCAGCUCCCAGAGCAGGUGGCAGAGAUGUUUGAGCAGCUGCUGGCUUCAGGAGAGGAGGAGCAGGAGCGCCAGACUGUGCUGAGAGAGGCCCUUCCAGGAGAGCGUGGGGAUGAGCCACCUGUGCAGAGUGAUGAAUCCUCUCUUGGCCUGCCAUCGAUCCCGACCAACGGCGGGGAAGGAAAGCAGGGGGAACUGGCAUGGCAAGAACGAGGUGGGGAUCACAGCCACGACAGUCCUGAAGGAAGUGACAGUUUGGGAACACAUUUGGAAAGCAGCUCCUUGUCGAAUGGAAGUGCUCCUCUCUUCUUCAGGACUGAAUUGCGGAAGGAAACAGUACCUGCCAUAAAAUCCAAAGCAGAUCAAGAAGAAGAAAUGCAUAAAAUGUCCAUUUGUAAUUCAGCACAUUUUGGAACAGAGCAGCAUUUACAUGUGGCAAGCCCCAGUGCUUUCCUGCUUUUCCUUGCUUUGUGAAAUCCAUGCUGGCGUUGCUGUGUGGACAUCACAGUAAUUGGAUGACUCCAGGAGCUUCAUGCAUUUUUAAUUUUCUUCUUUUCAUUCCUUUUAUCUAAAAUUAAGUUCAUUAAACAUGAGAUUUUCUUUGGGGGGGAGAAACCAGGGGACAUGUUAAAGCUGUUCAUAAAUGAUGACGAGUUCAAAAGCAGAAAGCAGCACCCCAAUUAAGCUGUGCUGUGCUGCAGCCCCACAUCUCCCAACAUGGGCACCAAUCUCUGCACCCCAUCCCUCAAAACCCAGCUAGAAAUGGGAACAGCAUUCAGUUUAAUAAGAGGAACUUGUAAGCUGAGAGCUCAACAGCACAAAAUGACUUGCAGAAGGCUUGGAACAGAGCAAGAGCCCUUGGCAAAGCUGGCUGCUGUGGGUUUCAGUCUGCCAUCAGUGAAGCUGCAGCCUGGAAUGUUCUGGGAACUGGGAAAUCUGCACCAAGGAUGAAACAGGGUGAGUCUGUGACCAGGGCUGACAUCCUGGGAGACUGCUGGGCUCGACUAAAGGACUGCAGCAACUGACAGAAUGAGAGGACAGUCAAGCUGCGCCAAGGGAAAUACAGGCUGAAUAUUAGGAAAAGCUUUUUUACUUUAAGAGUGAUAAAGUACUGGAAUGAUCUGCCUGGGAGGUGGUGGAGUCACCAUCCAUGGAUCUGUUUAGAAAAAGACUUUAUGUGGCACUUAGUGCCAUGGUUGAGGUGUUAGUGCAUGGGUUGGACUCUGAUCUCGAAGGUUCUUUCCAAUCUAGUGAUUGUGUGAUUCUGUAACUAAACCAGAUUUUACUGAGGGGUUCAAUGUCCUUUUUACCACACCAGCUCCCCGUGUCCUGUGGGACUGCUGCCUUCUGCCUGUGCUGUGAGGUGGGUAUCUUGCUCAAGGCCUGGGAGGAGUGUGGAGAGGAGGAGCAGCAGCCCCACUGGAAAAAUCCAGCAGCCUGCAGUGCCAAGGGACAUUUCCUCAGCAGCGCAGUGUCUUCGAGCUCUGAGCUCCUCCUGAGUGGCUCUGGGCUGCUGAUGUCAGCCCACUUUACUGCCUGACAUCAGUCUGUGGGGCUCUCCACCGCCCCGGUCCGGCUCAGCCCUGACAGCGGCCCGUGACAGGUGACAGAUGGCUGCAGAGCCACAUGCAGGCAAUCUCUGCCUCUUGGUGUGGGAGCGAUAGCCGGGCUCUUCUGCAGCGUUAUUCGUGAUACACUUAUUGUGCACAGACUCAUUAGAUGCAAAACAUCCUGCCAGUCAACUUCCCCGUGCUCCUUCACAGCUGUCACCCCGGCCCUGCUGGCAGGUGACGCUGACGGACAGGGGCACUGGAAUCAACACACCCCCAGCAGAUUCCCAUCAGCACACCACUCAUCCCAGGAAAGUGCCUGAGCAGGAAAACCUUCCCUGCUCCUUCCUGCCCAGGGUGCGCCACUCUGUGCUGUGCUCAUGGAUGUGCAGGUGGCAGGUGAGACCUGGGCUCACCACCCAGAGCAGCUCCUCGUGCUCAGACCAACUUUUCAAGGAAUUGUCUGCUGCAGUAUUAAUUUUUCCAGCACUUGUUUACCCAAGCAAUUAUAAGAUAAGAUGAUUGCCUUUCAUUUGCGUCCGCCAGCCUUCUAUUUUCUUCGUCAUUAUCAGAAAAACAACUGAUUGCCCAUCAAUACAAACAAAAUGUUCAUACUAAGCUGGCGUGAUCCCUACAAAAUUCUGGGAGGAGAAGCACUGGAAGGAAUACAAUAGGAAGCUUCAAUCAGGGAACAUUUUGUAAGGAACAGAUAAAGGACAAUCUUCAGCUGAUACCACAGGUGUGGUGCCACUACAAAGUUGCAGGGGAAAUUUAUUCAAGUCACAGCUUUUACUGAGAGGAGCGACAACAGAAAACGGCUUAACAACAGCCAAGUGAGGAUAAGAAUAAUGAGAGACACAAUAUCGAGUUAAUUUAUUCUACAGCGAAUUAGCCAGGUACCAAGGUUCCCCUCUGCUCCCCAAAUCGGCGGCGUUGACUCAGCAAGCACUGCUGAGGUUUUGUUAUUUUUGUUAAUGGCUCCCGGGCCGCUGUUCCCUGUCCUCGGCCCUGUGGCUGCCCUGCUAACGGAGCUGAUGUGCGGCAACGGGACACGGCGGAGCAAAACCCACCUCGUGCUAAUCCCGUUUAAUUCCCGGCCGUUUAAUUCCAUUUUGGUGCCGUCAAACAGGCACAAAUUAACAGUGUUUGCUUAUGCCACGGGCAGAGCAAGGGGACGGCAGCUCUUUGCCUCGUGUUGGUCUCAGGAAUCACAUGGAGACAUUUCCCACUGAGGGAAAUGUCCCCUCAGAGGGCACAGAGCAGCCGUGCCCUGAAUCGCUCCUGCUGUUGCCAAACACGGGAUGAGUCAAAAUUGUCUGAAGUCAGGACGUUCUUUAAUGUAAGAUCUUUGUAUAUUUUCAUGCAGAGACCUCAUUAGUGCAUCCCUUCCUCAAGGACACCCUGGAACCACCAAGCCUUAAGGAUGUAGUAAAUCCAGAUGUUGGCGCCUAUGUGUGUACUCCUAACUUGGCAAAACACCCAAAUUCCAUGUAUCCUAUAUCUGAACUAUUUGUUGUAACACUGCAACUCACGCCUACAGCUCAAAAAGAGGUGCAGACCUUUCCCCUGAGCAGGUGGAAGAGUUGGCUGGGGUUACAUAACUCAUGUGGAAAUUACUGAUCAAUCCUAAAAGGGGCUGUGCUCGGGAAAUUGCCAGCUGUGGAUUUCUGAGUGUAAGAAACAGAGGUUGUGCUGGAUUUAGGGAAUAUAUUGAGCAUGCAGCUCAUGCAGCGCUGAAAUAAAUCAUCGAUUUCUCUCUUAAUUAUUGGCUUGUUGGGCAACACUGCUGGGUGUGUGCAGCCUAAAGCACCCCACUGUCACCCUGAAUUUUAAAGAUUUUCUAAGCCUUCUGAUGUUUACAUUUUUAUAACAAACUUUCUCACACAGUUUCUGUA